Guyanagaster necrorhizus is the source of this 901-nucleotide messenger RNA. RefSeq lists its product as uncharacterized. The coding region runs from base 29 to 787 and encodes 252 amino acids. The record is from RefSeq and is a predicted model, not a curated record. The transcript is spliced from 3 exons. Lineage: Eukaryota; Fungi; Basidiomycota; Agaricomycetes; Agaricales; Physalacriaceae.
CAAGCCCACUCUUUUAUCACCCACCAUCAUGGAUGUUGAGAUGCUCGAUGGUACUUCUUCGGCUACCCACCAGACCAGUCGCUCCUGUGCGACAUGCAAAAAACCAAUGCCCGACGAUGCGCCUUACAAGUCCUGCGCACCAUGCCUAACCAAGAAACGGGAGUACCAGAGACGCUUCACUCAACGGAAGAGGGAAAGAAAGGGUAUUACAGAAAUUGUAGGACUGCAGACGAAGGCGGAGGACGAUGAGAAUGCGAAGAAGAAAAGGGUCAGGCAGAUCUUGCGGGAGGUGCAAGGACCGGAGUCACCAGCAGCGGACUCCACCACUAAAUCCUCAGGCGGGGGCGGGGAGGCCUUCGUCGUCCAAACAGCGUCCGAUCUCUACAAGGCCAUCAAAGCCCAACCAAAGCUCGCGCACAACAUGAACGCCUGCCACUCGAUCGUUUCCGUCCCCUCCAUCAGCCAUCAGAAACGCACCAAGUUGGUUUCCAAGGAUCUCCUCUCCUUUGCGGGACUCCAAUUUGACCGACACGAAAAUAUUUUCAACGGAAAGCACGGUCGUGGCACCUAUACGCGCAUCUUCAAGUGCAAGUGUCAGUCCUCGCAGGAACAGGAACAGGAACCUUUGGAGCGGAGGGCGAGCAACCUUAGAUCUUGGGUGGUUUCUUCAAAAUCCAAAUCGUCGGAGGGUCCUUGUUCAGGCAGGAUCACUAUCGUUGCUGAGGAUGAUAAUUCCCAUCCGUUGGGUAUCACUGGGCAAAAGAUCUCAGUCAUCGUCGUUCAUUAAACGUUUUCCCUCAUGCUUUAUUUUGUAGAUAGUUCAUGAAUUAAUGUACUCUAUAUCUCUCUAAAAAGAAGUCUAUACACUCGCAGUAGUCGUAAAUUUGCAUUAUGUGCCGUC